Vitrella brassicaformis is the source of this 1341-nucleotide messenger RNA. The record is from the annotation of a GenBank genome assembly. Lineage: Eukaryota; Vitrellaceae.
UCCCCACCACCGACAUUGCUUGACCGAGAGAGCAAUCAAUCCGUGUACACGUACGUACAGCAUUCGUGUGCCAACAUCGUGAUGGAUGUGGUGAGUAUAUGUACACAUGACUGAGAGUUUUUUACACGACGAUGCAGGGAAGUGUGCAGGCAGUGUGAGUUUCUUCGUCCGUGUCAGUCAGUGUGUGAGAGCUGUGCUGACGUGUGCUGUGUAGUAGCUACACAGGACAUUGAACAUUGACCUCAAGUCACGAGUGUGUCCAUCAUGAUGAAUGGCGGGCAGAUACGUACGCACAUGUACGUACGCGCCAGUCAAUGAUAUGUCAAAAAGUAUCGCCACUUGCCCCUCCCCUCUCUCUCGGCUGACUGCUUUGCUUUGCUUUGCUUACUCCACAUAAAGUGUAAGUACGUGACACAUACAAAAGGCCACAAACAAACACGCCUAACGUGUGUGUGCGAUCAUUGGGUCAUCAUCUCUGCCUGCUCUUCAUGUACAUGUACGCAGCGACCAGCGCCACCGACACGCCCGCAACCACGACAGGCACCAAGGGAAACGACACUGAUCGCGACGGCGGCGCCUGAUCCGUCCACACACGCAUCCAUCCAUGUGUGUGCUUGUGUGUAUGUCUAUGUCUGGCUUACCUCCUGGGCCCAUUUGGGCACGUUGGUCUUGAGCAGCGUGCCGGUGGGUCCAGUGUCGUUCUCGUGUCCCACCAGAGUGCCGACUUCGAACUCCUGGGCCUUGUCCCUGGCGAAGUCGCUGUGGCCCACGUCCUCAUACUCGUCGGACACAUCCCGACCUGCACCAUCGACCACAGACACAGACACAGACACAGACACACAGACACAGACACAGACAGGCACAGAGUGAGAGAUUUCGGCAAAGACAGACAGAAAGACAGAGAGGGAGGGAGAGGCAGGCAGUGCGCUCAGACUGCCGACAGACAGACAUGUAUGUAUCUAUACACACCUGCGAUUCUGACGACGACUUCGGGGCCGCCCGGAUGGUCCUUGAGGAAGGGCGUCACAUCAUAUACCUGCAAUGGAUGGACCGGUGGGGUGGACCGAUGGACACACACAACACACACACAGAAGGGUUGCAUUCCACAUCACAUGUGUGGAAUGCCAGCGGAUGUGUGUGCGCGUGUGCGUAUGUUUUUGGUUUGAUUGACUGACUGAUUAACUGACUGACCUUGCCGUGCACGGCUAUCCAGCAGUCCUUCUCACGCGUGUGCUUGGCCAGCUCAUCCACACUGAUCACACGCACCAUGAUCUCCUGCAGCUUCUGCUUCAACGCAGUCAAGACUCUCCAGCAGGCUGCCGCGAGCUUGAAACCGAUCAU